AUGGACUACGAAAUGGAGGAAGAUGAUCCCCUUCCGCAGGAAUCGCAACGGCCGCAAAUCAACGACUCACAGAUUGACGAGCUGCCAACAACCGGUGAGGGUGAUGCCAACGACAUCAGGAUCCUGAUCGCCACCGAUGUCCAUGUAGGCUACGCAGAAAAGAAGAAGAUCAUCGACAACGAUGCGGUCAACACUUUCGAAGAGGUGCUGCAAAUUGGCAACAAACGAGGCGUUGACAUGAUUUUGUUAGGUGGCGACCUGUUUCAUGAAAACAACCCUUCUCGGGCUUCGGUCAACAAAGUGACGGCAUUACUCCGCAAAUAUUGCAUGAACGACAAAGAAGUGGCGCUCGAAUUCCUCUCCGAUCCCACGUGCAAUUUCAACCACAGCGGCUUUGACCGCGUCAAUUACGAGGACGAGAAUUUGAACGUGGGCCUGCCUCUUUUUACGAUUCAUGGUAACCAUGAUGACAUGACCGGAAAGGGAUUGACUGCUCUCGAUCCGCUACAUGAAGCCGGUCUAUUGAAUCUUUUCGGAAAAUUCACCGAGGCUGACAAUUAUAAUGUCUCGCCGAUCCUGCUCCGGAAGGGGACGACUCGUCUUGCGUUGUAUGGGAUGGGCUCACAACGGGACGAUCGAGUCGCGAGGGCUUUUCAGACCGGAACGAUCCAAUUCAUGCGACCGCGCGCCGAUGCCGAGGAAUGGUUCAACUUGCUCGUACUGCACCAAAAUCGGGCAAAGCGAUCGAUGCUAAGAUCCACCGGUGCCUACCUCCCCGAUUCCUACAUUCCGUCUUUCUUCGAUUUUGUACUAUGGGGCCACGAGCAUGAGUGUAAAAUGGCCGCCGAGUACGUGGCGAGCAGCUCGAGCCUGGAGGGCGACGGAUUUUACAUCCUGCAGCCGGGCAGCACGGUCGCUACAUCGCUGACGAAGGACGAGGCCUUGCACAAGCACGUCUUCAUCUUGACGGUUCGAGCCCGCCAAUUCAAGCUGGAGCCCAUCCCACUCGAGAGUGUGCGAAAAAUGGUCGUUGACGAGCUGAUUCUGGACAAAAUGCCGGCAAAGAUUUCGAUGAACCCAAAGUCCAAACGAGAAGACGAGAUUUUGAUCAUGGAAAAGAUCAAGCUGAUGCUGCUCGAAGCUGAGAAAAAGUCCCGGCCAAAGCAGCCCAGGCCGCCGCUUGUCCGCCUGAAGGUCACCUACACCGGCGAGUGGGCCAAGUUACAGCCUCCCAACGGACGCCGUCUUGGAAGCGAAUUUUUGGAGACCGAAGUGGCAAACCCGGGCGAGAUGAUCAUGAUUCGCCGAAUUACAACAGCCAAAAAGCAGGCGAAUCAUGCGAACAAGGGCGAUAUCAGGAAUACGCAAUAUCAAGGACCAAGAACUGUAGAAGCAAUGCUUUCCGAGCAAUAUCGAAAAGAGCCCAUUGAAGAUCGCCUCUCUGUGCUCACGGAUUCCUUUAUGGCGGAUACACUACGGGUAUGUGCCGAUGACGAAAAUGACUCGACAGCAAAAACGAAGGAAAUCAAUGCGUUACUGGAACAAGCAAUCCACAAGCAAAAAGGCGAAGUCUCAAAGAAGCUCGAGAAAGCCGUUGAUCAAUUUCUAUCAUUGGAAGAAAUGCCGCUCGAGAAUCUGAACUCGAUUGAGGAUGAUAUCAAGAAGUUGUUGAUGGAGCACAAAAAGAAGGCCUACGAAAAGGACUACGAGCGAGAGGCAGCCCGAGCUGCUAGACGCAUCGUGAAGGUAAAUCCCAUGGAAGAAGAUUCGGAC
Messenger RNA from Mesorhabditis spiculigera, 1773 nucleotides. The record is from the annotation of a GenBank genome assembly. Lineage: Eukaryota; Metazoa; Nematoda; Chromadorea; Rhabditida; Rhabditidae.